CAUGCCCGGGACGCGACUACUCCUCCGCCUGGCUCUCCUCUGCGGCUACACGCAGCUCCUGGCCGAAGCCAGCUCUUGGUGGUCAUUAGCGAUGAAUCCAAUCCAGAGACCCGAGAUGUACAUCAUUGGAGCCCAACCAGUAUGUAGCCAACUACCAGGGCUGUCCCCAGGCCAGAGGAAGUUGUGCCAACUAUAUCAGGAACACAUGAUGUACAUCGGUGAGGGGGCUAAGAACGCCAUCAAAGAAUGCCAAUUCCAAUUCAGGCAGAGGCGAUGGAACUGCAGCACAGUGGACAACACAUCUGUCUUUGGCAGAGUUAUGAGCAUUGGUAGCCGAGAAACUGCCUUCGCCUACGCUGUCAGCGCUGCAGGAGUUGUGAACGCCAUCAGCCGCGCCUGCCGCGAAGGAGAGCUCUCGACAUGUGGUUGCAGCCGGACAGCCCGACCCAAGGAUCUGCCCCGGGACUGGCUUUGGGGUGGGUGUGGGGACAAUGUGGAAUAUGGCUACCGGUUUGCCAAAGAGUUUGUGGAUGCCAGAGAAAGGGAGAGGAACUAUGCCAAGGGAUCGGAAGAGCAGGCCCGGAUACUCAUGAACCUACAGAACAACGAGGCAGGGCGCAGGGCGGUGUACAAGCUGGCUGAUGUGGCUUGCAAGUGUCACGGAGUCUCGGGGUCCUGCAGCCUCAAGACGUGCUGGCUGCAGCUGGCCGACUUCCGCAAAGUGGGGGAGUUUCUGAAGGAGAAAUACGACAGCGCUGCCGCCAUGAGAAUCGGCCGCAAAGGCAAGCUGGAGCUAGUGAACAACCGCUUCAAUUCACCCACCCCUGAGGACCUGGUCUACAUUGACUCCAGUCCGGACUAUUGCCUGCGUAAUGAGACGACUGGCUCCCUGGGCACAAAAGGGCGGUUGUGUAAUAAGACUUCGGAGGGCAUGGAUGGAUGCGAGCUGAUGUGUUGCGGCCGGGGCUAUGACCAGUUCAAGAGUGUGCAAGUUGAGCGUUGCCACUGCAAGUUCCAUUGGUGCUGUUACGUCAAGUGUAAAAAGUGCACAGAGAUUGUCGACCAGUAUGUCUGUAAAUGAAAAGCCCACGAGACCUACAAAUCUAUAUGAUAAUAAAUCUAUAUAAAUCUAUUUUAUAUAUAUUUGUAUAAAUAAAUAGAGGAAGAUGUUGAUGUUGUUGAUGAUGGCGAUGUAAUAAUUAUAAUUAAAGAAGCUUAUUUAAGAGACUGAAAUGCUUCCACUAAGACAACCAAUGGGUCACAGUGCUCCUUUUUAAAUUAUUUAGUCAUGGAGCAAGGAAAAGGAAGGAAAAAAGACCAGGGAUGGGAUUUCUGUACUUGUUCUCUUCAAACGACUCAGCCAGAAUAAAUGAGAAACAUGAGGAAUGGGGCUGGCUCCAGAUUCUUUGCCACAGAAGCAGUGAGAACGGGGAUGGUACUAAUGGCGGAGAUGUUCCUUCUGCUAACUGAUGGCUGAAAUUCAAAGAAGCUACAUGUGUCUUGAGGGCACAGCCAAAGAAAGCGCUUUGGAAGCUCAGAUGGAUUUCCAAAAGGACAGGAAACAGUUCUCUUUGCUUAACAACACACCAGAUUUUCCUCCCGCCAAAAGUCAAUUUUUAAUACCGAAGACCAAUUUCCAAGUAAGAAUCCAUGCAAGACUGUCUCCUAAGAACCUGGAUUCUACAGCAAAGAUUUGAAACAAAACCUUUACCUUUGUCCUAAAAUGUGCUGCUGUGUCCUUGUCUCAUGGGGGGGG
Thamnophis sirtalis is the source of this 1756-nucleotide messenger RNA. NCBI's taxonomy places the organism in Eukaryota, Metazoa, Chordata, Lepidosauria, Squamata, Natricidae. The record is from RefSeq and is a predicted model, not a curated record.